CGGAAGGACUAUGAGGAUGAAUUCUAGAAUUGAUCGUUCCAAUCCACAUAAGGAUGGUAUUUGGUUAGCUGUAUGUGUGCCUAGUGGAAUAGUAUUACUAUUGGUUGAGUAUACAGUGUUAAACAAGCUGCCAGCCACUCUGCACCAUAUACUUUCCCGCACCAUUGGAACGUAUAUCUGUUCGCUCAGAAACAUAUAUAACAGCGUUCCUUCGACACUAUAAGUACUUUACUUGAAGAUACUAAGGGUGAUUUAACUUAUUUCGAAUAUGUCCGGCGUCUAUUAAUGAGGGCUAGCGUGCCUGAGAAUGGGUGACAUGAAUGAUGCUGAAUUGCACUUCGCCACACGAACCAUCUGGGUUGAAUCGCACAAUAAGAUCAUUUAUUGACCUGUAGUCCUUGGCCUACUAAGGCGGUUUAUAGUACUCUCGGUGAAGAAGCCCAUUAUGGGUAGGUUCGUUGCUACUGACG
This is a messenger RNA of Aspergillus welwitschiae, 470 nucleotides long. RefSeq lists its product as uncharacterized. The transcript has a single exon. The coding region runs from base 11 to 223 and encodes 70 amino acids. Lineage: Eukaryota; Fungi; Ascomycota; Eurotiomycetes; Eurotiales; Aspergillaceae. The record is from RefSeq and is a predicted model, not a curated record.